Molecule: messenger RNA, 699 nt
Organism: Salvelinus sp. IW2-2015
Lineage: Eukaryota; Metazoa; Chordata; Actinopteri; Salmoniformes; Salmonidae
Source: RefSeq, a predicted model, not a curated record
AUGGUACCUGGAGAGCUACUGGGUGUGUUGAUGACUACUGUCUGUGUUUCUGCUGGUCCGUGCAUGCUGCAGAGGGUCACAGUCUGGCAUUCUUUCCACCCUCCAACACCUCCCUCUCUAGAAUUGUUUGUGCCCCAGGCUCGGAGCUCUAUCGUGGGGGGAAAGGAUGCUCAAAAGGGCAGCUGGCCGUGGAUAGCCUACCUGWUAAUCACGGAUGAUACAGGCUUCUUUAGCUGUGGCGGAUCCCUCCUUACUGAGGAAUGGGUGCUCACCGCUGCACACUGUGUUGACCCGAAUGACAACCCUAUUCCAGACCGUUCCUACAUUCGUCUGGGGACACACAGCCUGAAUGAGCCAUCAGUGUUUUAUCGAUCCAUCUCACGCAUCGUCAGUCACCCACAGUACAAGAAACAGCAUUUGGCCCUGCUGCACGACAUCGCUUUGGUGAAGCUGAGUAAAAAGGUGACCUUCUCCUCCCUGGUGAAGCCCGUGACCCUGCCCAAACCGGGUGAUGCCUUCCGCCCAUUGUGGAAUUGCUGGAUCGCUGGCUGGGGCAACGUCGGGAACAAUGUGGAAUUGUCUGGUAAUAGGACUCUCCAGGAGCUGGAGCUGCCCAUCGUGAAACGGAGCACCUGUAAGCAAAAGUUUUCGGGCUUCACUGACAACAUGCUGUGUGCUGGCUCCACUCCUGUCAGGUGA